Messenger RNA from Hermetia illucens (black soldier fly), 3727 nucleotides. It is a transcript of the gene tor, whose product is annotated as tyrosine-protein kinase receptor torso. Gene Ontology annotation, biological process: cell surface receptor protein tyrosine kinase signaling pathway; multicellular organism development; positive regulation of kinase activity. Gene Ontology annotation, molecular function: ATP binding; transmembrane receptor protein tyrosine kinase activity; protein binding. NCBI's taxonomy places the organism in Eukaryota, Metazoa, Arthropoda, Insecta, Diptera, Stratiomyidae. Bases 561 to 3542 code for a protein of 993 amino acids. The transcript has 16 exons. The record is from RefSeq and is a predicted model, not a curated record. Gene Ontology annotation, cellular component: signaling receptor complex.
AAGACAUAAUGGUUUCAUGUGGCACUAACUCAGUCAAACUUCUUUUCCAAUUACAGGUAUAAAUUGCACCUCACCACCACGCAAUGCUGUCCGGGGAUGCUUAUCAGUGAAAUCAAUUUGACGAAAUAUUGACAUCGAAUAUCAGGGUCAGUUCCAGCCGGGUCACCUGUAGGAUCGCCACUAUCACCACCAUCAGGGAAAGCUGAAAGGGGUCGAGAAAUUCCGAAGUGCUGUGCAAAACGGUUAAGUGGAUGCAUCAGAGUGUAGUGGGUGCAGUGUGGAAAUUACAGUGCAUAAUGAAAAGUCCUAUAAACAUUGCAACAAACAAUUACACCCUACGACAGUGCCGUUCCCAUAGUUAAACUGUUUUGAAAUUCAGCCUAGGCCCAGUUGAAUAUUUAGUUGUUUUCCAAAUAAUUCGCUCCGUUCUAUGAGUGCCGUCGCCUGCAUAGUUGUUCAUUUGGAAUUCCAAUGACACCAGAUAUUUAUUGAUUAGUGGUCACUUUUGAGUUUUCCAAUUUAUAUCUUAUGAUUUCGGGAGGAAUACGUAAUUUACGAAGAUGCAAAUGGUCAUUAUCAAAUACAUCUCCGUUUUUUGCUUUACGCUAUUUUUCGGUUAUAAUCAUUGUGAUCAGCUCCUUGUUGAGGUCAGUUCAGAUUCCAGAAUACGACAAGAAUCAGCAUGUGUAGCAAGAUGUUUGGGUGAAAAGAAAAUUUCGAGUCUAAAAAGAUGCUACAAAACCUGUUCAGAGGAAACAAAUUUCCCACCACUAAUACGGGAAAGCAACUACAUCUGGACAAUGGAGCUAUUGUGCCGAAACAAUACGAAUUUAGUUUUCCGAAUUUCCAAUCAAACCAAUUACAACAUCACAUCAGAUUACUACGGGAGCGAUUAUGAUAAUGACGUAGAUGACAGUGACAUGGACCCAUCAGGGCCAACGAACAAUGAGGAAGCUUCCCACGACAAUAUCUUCAUAUUAUGGAUAUACAAAGCGACCGAAGGACUUUCCAAACAAUUAAUUUUCUUGGCAAACAGUGCUAUUGUCAACGUAGGAGACUUAAACCAAAAUUCUUCAUAUGUGGUAUCCUUAACAAUGGUGACCAGCAACAAUAGAGUAACACGUAUUGUCGAAAAUGCAGAAUUCACAACACUACCAGACGUCUACAAACCGGCGGAUGUUAAGAACAUCACCCUUAUUAAAUUUGAGGCUGAAAAGGACAAGAAGGGCAUGUUACAGGCACAAAUAGGAUGGCUCCCUGCUGACGAUAUGACUUGUUUUUAUGAUGUCGUUUUGUUCUAUGCAGGCGUACCAGCUGUUAAAGAAAUUCGACAGCCCGAAGAAUUAUACACACUGACCCAUCACAAUAUUUCCGUGGGAAGUUCAUUUCAAGUGGGGGUUAGAGGUGUUCAUAAAUACAACAAUAAACUCUUUGAGGGCGACUUACAAUCGCAAGAAUUCCAAGCACCCGCUUGCUUAGAUUGGUAUAGGAACAACUUAACAGUUUGCGCCCCUGAGAAACCGAAAGGUCUUCAAGUUAAUCACACUCAUCUUUCCUCCAACAAAUAUUCAAUAAGCAUAUCAUGGGAAACACCGAAGCAAAUGCCGAACUAUUAUGGCAUCAAAAUUUUGGAUUUAGAUAGGAAAACACCUAAUGAAACGAAAAUAAAUGUUACCGGGGAUCAAACUUCUCAGUACAUUCCAAGCAUAACUAUAAAUGGUUUUGAGUAUGAAGUUCAUCUAAUCGCCGUUUCAGAAGGAGGAAAGUCUUCAACUAUGCUGGGGAAAACAAUCGACGUGCUACACAUAGCAGGAAAGAGUUACGCUUUGAAGCUAGUCUCGAGCAUCAUGAUUCCCAUCCUGUUCAUAAUAUUUGCUGCUCUUGUGAUGAUAUUGGUAUGCAAUCGACGAGCCAAGCUGAAACGCUACCAGGAGCGUUGUAAGUACUUUGAGGAGCUGGAGAAGAAAGCACCUGUUGAUCCCAACUCAAAUUUUGAGUUUCCUGUGAAAACUAUGCCGUCAAACGAACGUCUCAACCUUUUGCAACAACAACUCGAGAACAAGCUCUACAUCAAUGAUGUUAUGGAAAUCGACCGGGACAAUGUUGUGCUCCUUGACGAGGUCCUUGGCGAAGGAGCGUUUGGUCUAGUGCGGAAAGGCAUUGCAAAACUCAACACUGGCAAAGAGUGCGACGUCGCUGUGAAAAUGCUGAAAGAUAAUCCUUCUAUUGAAGACAUCAAAGAAUUUCGGCGGGAAAUCGAUGUGAUGAAGUUCGUGGGCGACCAUCCAAAUAUUGUCGGGAUAAUUGGCCAUUGCACGAAGAAUAUUAAGGAGAUGCUCCUACUCACGGAGUAUUGUAGUCGAGGAAAUUUGCUAGAUUACCUAAGAUCCGAAUGGCACUACCAUCAAAGCAAACAACUUGUGCAAAACGAUAUUGAGGAUUGUUGCAUAGCGAAAUUAAUGGAUGACAAACAACCCGAAUCAAUCUUCAACUUCGAUACAUCCUUCAUCGAUAAAAUAUCUAUAAGCUACAAAAAUAUCAGCAACCAAAACACUAACGAAUCGUCACCUCACAUAUUAGCAUCCCCAUCCGGAAUCAGCGAAAAGGAACAUCAUGACGAUAGCGCCUACCCCACAAAUAUUGUUGUAAAUAACGCCUACGAACUGACUACGAAAUGCACAAGUUCUUGUAAAUGCCAAGUCGAUAUCAUACCGAAAAAUGAGUGCCUUAAAACGAAUGAAUUCGAGACUAAAUACAAUAAUAAAAUUGAGAUAAAAGGCUGCAAAUGUAGAAUUCGAAUGCUGGCCGUUAAUGAAAGCGGCUCACCAAUUGCAAUCGAAAAUCACGGAUAUUAUAAAUUAAUUACUCCGAAAAUAUUAGACAAUAUACAUACCGGGGAAGAAGGAAAGCCAAUUGUUGAUGGGGGAGGUGGGGGGAAAAAUGACCGACUUACUAGUGGUGAUUUAUUGCAGAUGGCGAAACAGAUAGCACUUGGAAUGGAAUUCUUAUCGAAGAACAAAGUUGUACACAGGGACCUGGCAGCCAGAAACGUGCUAGUGAGCGAGGAUAAAAGCGUUAAAAUCGCAGAUUUCGGCUUGAGCCGCGACAUAUAUCAGGAGAACAUCUACAAGAAGACUGGAAAUGGGAAGUUACCUAUCAAAUGGCUGGCGCUGGAAUCUAUGACCCAUCAGGUGUACACUAGCCAAAGUGAUGUAUGGUCCUAUGGAGUGCUAUUAUACGAAAUAGUGACCCUUGGCGGUACCCCAUACCCCCUCAUACCAACUAAUCGCCUCCUAAAACUACUGAAGGCUGGCUACCGGAUGGAAAAGCCCAAAAACUGCAGUGAAGCUCUAUAUGACCUUAUGCGCUCGUGUUGGCGUACAAAACCCACGGAAAGACCAACUUUCACUGAAGUUUGUCGAAGUUUGGACGAGUUACUUAUGCAUUCACCCGAAGAUGAAACAAUAAAUCUUAGCCUAACAGAACACGUCGCCAAAAGAUCGAAAUCAUCGUCCGAGGAAUCUUAUUUAAAGCCCAUUUAGCAUUAAGAGUUUUUUUUUUUAUAUUUUCUUGAUUUGAUUUCUUAGGCUUAGUUAAGGUUUUUAUACGUGUCCUUUACGAAACUUUUUGUUUGGAAGAAAAAUAUCAUUUUUAUAAUAAUGACAAAAAGGCUAAUUACCUGUUUCCUAUUUAAUAGUUAAAUAAAAUAAGGAAGAUCUUGUAAUAA